AUGAUAGGUGUGCUGGCUGCGGGCUCCACAUUCUUAUCUAAUCGUUCGCGGUUCCACUCGCCCACGAUCAGACGAUGGCGUGGGGAACGACCGUGCCUUACCUACGUGGUUACAUUGAACUGUCGAUCUUUAGUUGCGCUGCCGUCGCAAGCAGCUGGUGCUGCACGGUCUGUUGGCGCCGCUCUCCGCCCGCCGCCCGCGCGGCCGUUGCGCCCCCGCGCUCCCUUGCGAAAAAUUAUAAUGCAAUUGCCAGGACGGCCGAUGUGGAACGUUUUACGACCACGGCCAGCACGCAACCAGUCUGUGCUGAAAUGCGUCGUAACUCACACGCCAUCCAUCACUAUGGAUUACUCGUGUCGGGACUGA
Messenger RNA from Leptosia nina, 366 nucleotides. The record is from the annotation of a GenBank genome assembly. NCBI's taxonomy places the organism in Eukaryota, Metazoa, Arthropoda, Insecta, Lepidoptera, Pieridae.